UUUUUUUUUAUUUGAGCAUUCUAAAAGGCUAAUUGCAACAUUGUUCCAUAGAAGUUAUUCCAUUGAACAGGGACUUCUUUUGCUACUGAUAUGUAAUUAAGAAAAACAUCCUCUUAACGCAGGCAUCUGGUAAUUGUGAAUAUCUUUGAUAAAAUAGCUCUUUACAUUUGGGUUAAAUUACUGAUAGCUCACCGACGAAAUGACAGCUAAAUGAAGGUUAUUUUUAACCUGACUUUUGAUUGUGUAUUUGAACAGGAAAAAUUCCUUUAAAAUUACGUAUUUACGUCAAAUGAACGGAUAACAUUUCCUCAUUGUGGUCAUUAUCCCGUGUGAAGUCCAAGAUGCAACAUAUCAAAGAUGGCCGACAAUGCUAGAAGAUGGCUGCCGCUUAGGAGAUCUUAACAGCCCGACAACCGACACUAACCAUCAAUAGCGUAAGCUGGGUAACAAAAGAGCAUAAAACAGUAGAACCGUGGGCUCACUACUUCAAAGAGGAGUUCUUGAACAGAGAAUCACUUCACUCGUAACUGAUAAGACAGCAAGCAGUCUUUGAAAAAUUCUAUUAACCGGAGAUUGACAGAACAAAGACACUGUUUGGUGCAUCCUUUUCUGUAUCAAGGGGACUUCACGGACUUUAACGACUGGUGCCCACUUCGAUAAAAGAAUUUACCAGGAGUUGUUGCCUCUGUAACAUUAUCGGAUUAUUUUCAUCGUAUAAACAUUCGAUUGACAAAGAUCUGUUCGUUCAUUCGGAGAUUUCCUCUGGCUUUUCGCUCACAAAAGUCGGAUUGAAAACUGUUGACUUCAUAGGAUUAACUGGAAAGACAAGGUAAUAACAAACGAUAUCUUCAAACACAGAAGAAACAGUCAUUUUGUCAGCGAAAACAAACAAUAGUGGUCAUCAAACAAAACGCUUACAGGCUCGUGCUGCUUAUCGCACAUUCUAAUCGAUGGAACAAAAUUUCUUUAUAAUGUCGAUUUCCUUUGCGAGUUGAUACCGGCUUUUUGUAUCAGUUGUUUCUAAGGCCAAUUAGCAAAAGGACGCGGUGGAAACUGGGCAUCUAUCAAGGCAUAUAUUCUGAUGUGUACAAAUAUAGUUUUAUUCCUAUAGCCAAGCUGUCAUGUCAGGAGACUAUAAAGCGUCUAUGAGAGAUUAACUAAGUAGGAAACGUCGAGAGCAAACACAUCAAUAAUAUAGACGUAACAGUUAGCGACAAUGGCUGAGCCAAGAAUUAAUUAAAUUUACUUGUGUUUCAUAUAUACGAAGAGACAGCUGAGAGUGAGUCAUUUUCUUAUCUUGGGCGUACCGAUAAGGCAUACUGCACAGAUGGCAAACAACACAUCGCUUGAUGUCAUGAGCCACAAUGACUCGACCAAAAAUCAACCGAUGGUCAUGAGAGCAAUGGAUGAAGCUACAGUCAUAGUGUGGUCGGCGGCAUUCAUCUUAGAGAGCAUACUKAUUGUUAUCGGUAACUUCCUCACCAUUUUAACAUUUCUUAACUACAGACUUCGUCAAAAUCGUACGUUCUACUUCUUGAUUAACCUGGCCCUUGCUGACUUUGUGAUGGGAUGUUUUACUAUUCCACUUUUUGUUUUUGUUUUUGUUCAAUAUUUUCGCGGCGAUCGCAUCGAUAAAGACAUGAUACUUACUCACAACAUUGUCGAGGUGUUCAGCGAGUAUUUAGCAAUAUUCUCGUUAGCGUUAGUAUCUUUAGAGAGAAUGUUUGCUGUAGUGUGGCCUUUAAAGCAUCGACGCACUGCCUUUUACACAUAUAUCAUMUGCAUCAUAAUCACAUGGGCGUUGGCUGCGGUCGUACCGACGUUAGCUCACGCCUCAGACCCAGUUGCAAAACGUGCUGCGUAUUAUCUGUACUUUAUCUUCUUCACGACUGCAUUACUCAUCAUAUGUAUCUCCUACUUGAUCGUAUGGUCCUGGGUCACGUGUUUACGACCUUCUGUAAUCAACAGACACCAUGAGGCUGAUCGCAGAUUGGCACGUACUCUCGUCCUGGUAACARUAGUGUCAUUAGUYGCCUGGUUACCAUUCCAGUUGAUUACCUACGUCAUGAAUCUCUGUAAAACCUGUGAAAAAAUCCCRGUUAUUGUAGUGUAUUUGAGUAAAAUACUGCAUUAUGGGAACUCUCUGGUCAACCCUAUCUUGUACUGCUUUCGUAUUCCUGACUUCUAUAAAACUACUUUGAGUAUCUUGAAGUUGUCACGUGAUCRCCGUGCUUUGGAUGGACCUGAUUCGAUUGCAUUACGAAGACAUGAGGACAUGAGYCAUCUUGCGUGUACGUCCAGGUGUAACUCCAAUAUCAUGCAGUCCUCGCCAGUUAUGAAAUCAGUAGAAAGUUGUUUGACAGUUUAAAUCAAAUCACGAGAACAACUGGUUCAUCACGAGAACAAACAAAAAAUUUACUGUAAGAUUUGUACUGUAUAAAUCACAAAGAAUCCAAAAAAUGAUAAAUGRACAACGACUGGAGUCGAUAAAGAUCGUAUAGUAAUACUUCACAUUGUAAAUAAGAGGUUGUCAGUAUAUGAAUAUAAUUAAAUCAGCCGUACUUUAUGCUAUUAUCGUACAGACAUACAAUGUAAUUCAUUCAACGUAGGGUGUACAGUACAAAUGAAUACUUAAAGAGGUGUAAAAUAAAAUAAUAAUCAUGAGGAGAAGUACUACACGUAUAUAAUAAUUAAUGUAUGAUGCCAAUUAGUUUCUCUUCCUGGAAUCUUCAACUGUUAAAUGUAAAUGUAAUAGAAAGGCAGGGGAAAUCGAAAUUAAUUUAAUAAGUUCAUCCCAUUUUUUCAAAUAAAAGGCGAGGCUAGAGCAAUCCCUAGUACAUUAAUUAUGGCCAAAGAAACCUCUUUUACUCGAAUAUCGUGCAACCAAUCGGAAAAUAUUGUAAGUAAUUAGUCAUGAAUGACUCUUUCCAGUAAAUCGUUUCACAGCUGUUAACUUCAAAUAAAGGUGUCGUUGUGUGUUAAACCGCAGUGAAUCAAUCAAUUUKUCCUUUU
Molecule: messenger RNA, 3012 nt
Organism: Exaiptasia diaphana
Lineage: Eukaryota; Metazoa; Cnidaria; Anthozoa; Actiniaria; Aiptasiidae
Product: adenosine receptor A3
Exons: 2
Coding region: 1328-2368 (346 amino acids)
Biological process (GO): G protein-coupled receptor signaling pathway
Cellular component (GO): membrane
Molecular function (GO): G protein-coupled receptor activity
Source: RefSeq, a predicted model, not a curated record